This is a messenger RNA of Strongylocentrotus purpuratus (purple sea urchin), 3403 nucleotides long. RefSeq lists its product as uncharacterized. The record is from RefSeq and is a predicted model, not a curated record. Gene Ontology annotation, cellular component: plasma membrane. Lineage: Eukaryota; Metazoa; Echinodermata; Echinoidea; Camarodonta; Strongylocentrotidae. The coding region runs from base 291 to 1931 and encodes 546 amino acids. The transcript is spliced from 9 exons.
GGGGAAUUCAGCAUGAUCAGUAGCCUGUGAACUUGCGUUCACAAAGUCAUAAUCGAAAUUACAAAGCUCUUCACAGUAUUCAUGUUCAUAUUGCAUUUAUCUGAUCAAUGUGGUACCGUGUAGUUUUUUCACGUAUCAAUUGAUCGUUGUAUUAAGUGAAAAGGACAUUUGUUCAGGAUCUUCACUCAUCUAUUGUGAUAAUAUUGGAUUUGUUCGAGCCACGCAGAGCAUAGAUGUACUGGAACAUGAAUUUGAAAAGAUUCACCGGUGAUUCGUAACUAUUACUCGAAAUGGAUUGGCAUCGCAUCAUCCUUGUAUUCCUGGGGAUUUUUUUGACGCAGUGCAGCAAUCACAUGGUCAGAUGUGUCAUAACAGAUGUACGACUUGUUGGUGGUCCAACCUCCAAUAAAGGUACAGUUGAGAUCAGGAUAGACAAUGGGCCAUGGGAGACAACAUGUGAAGUAAAUCUUGAUUCCAGUGACGUCAUUGUCAUCUGCAGACAGUUGGGAUUCAAAGGAGCAAACAUAGUGAUAAGAGACACACAUUAUGGACAAAAUUCAACUCCAACCAGAGGGCUGGGAUGUCUUGGAGUUGAAACUGACUUGUCAGAGUGCCCAUCGUUUCUAUCGGCAUGCUCGAAUGCUGGAGGAGCUUCGUGUCAUGGUGAAAGUUAUCUUGGAUGCUUUGGGAAGCAACAGAUUAAUCACGUUUUAACUGGCGAUAAAUCAACAGACGUUCCAGAUAUGACUAUUUCCUAUUGCAUCCAGUUUUGUUAUGAGUCAGCCACAGCUAAAUAUAUAUACGCAGGAGUAGAACUUGGAAAUAACUGUUUAUGUGGUGAGGCUAAUGCCGGGUAUCCUAGACAAGGAGAGGUGUCAGAUGCUUUCUGUCAGGCCCCAUGUUCAGGAGACCCUACCGAGAGCUGUGGUGGGUACGAAUUCAUCGCUGUUUUUAGAAUACCCAUGGUUCCGCCAACAACAACGUCGAUAACUCUUACACCGUCUACAUCGAUAUUAGAGUUAACUUCACCCAACCAGGUGACAACAAAUAACGGGAACACAUCUGCCAUACCAUCAUCAUCAACGGCAUCUAUGUCACCUAAAGCAACGUUUGAUCCUCCUGGGACUCGUAAUAACACAGGUUUAUAUGGAGGAAUUGGUGGAGGUGUGGCUGCAUUUAUCAUCCUCAUAAUCAUCAUUGUCAUCAUCUUCAUCAUGGGGAGAAGGUCCCGGAAGGGACGAAAGGACCACACUUCCUCACAAAGGAUGUCUUUUGCUACAGCAAGCACUCCUACGGGAAUCAAUGGCCUCGGUAUCAGCAACGCAGCACUUGAAGAGCCGUCGGUUGCAGGAGGUUCACAACUUGGGUUACAAGCUUCAAAUAAUGCGACGGCCUCUGUUCUAACUGCUUCCGGAAGAGACAAGAGUGGACUUCUUGUCAAUUUGAAUCCCAAAAUGUCAAUGAAUAUCUACGGGGGAAUUGAUGAUGAAGUGCUAGGCGAUGGAAUGAUGCCCUACGCUUCAUUUGACACCGCUGCCACCGUGCAGAACAACAACGGCCGAUUAAGUGUAGUUUACGCCAUGCCCGACAAGAAUGGAAAUGAACCACGGAACGACUACGAAGUAAUAACCAAUGAAAUGGCACACUAUGCUUCUGUUGACAAUGUAAGUCCGAUGCGCCCCCGAACCAUGCCGAACAAGAACGACAGGCUAAGCGUAGUUUACGCCGCGCCCGAUAAGAAUGGAAAUGGACCUCGAAAUGACACUUCGGAAGACUUCGGCUCUCUCUAUGCCAUACCCGAUAAGCCCCGAGGACAGCCGGAUGGGAACGAUGAUGGCAUAGUGCAUGGUCUUUAUGCUAAAGCUGACGAAUCGUUGUCUGGCGAUCAAUAUGAGCCGGAAAUGGUUGAAAAUGAACUGUAUACCAUUUGAGAGACGCCGCUUUAACCAAAGAAAGAAAACAACAGAAUAAGUAAAUUUUGCUUCAUGUGUUGAUGAUUUAGUUGAUCAGAUAUCGAAUAAGUGGGACAUCUUUAAAACAAAACAAAAACAAUAACAAUAACCUUUGAACCCUGAAAACUCAAAUGGCAAGAUAAUGAGUAUUCCUAAUCAAAAAUAGUGUUUGUAAGGGGGAAGUCAGAUUUGCCCGCUUUUUAUAAUUUUCGAUCCAAAAUUAGUUGUCCCCUCAAACAUGUUACUGCCAAAAUCAAUUAAAAUUUAUUCAAUAUUGAUAUGAUCAACUAGUUGAACUCGAGAAAAUCGUUUUUAAGAUUAUUUAGUCAGAACAAGCAGUUAUUGGCAAAUGAUAUAUUCACUUGUUGUUCUAUCUAUGUACGGGGUAUUUUAUUCAAGCGAUAGCAAUUAUUCAUUCUUCACAUUAAUGUUCUUGGUACGGUGUAUGGUAUUCAUGAUGUUCUAAAAUGCAUGGCUUCUCAUUUUCAUGAUUGAAUUGUAGAUCGUGUAAGGUGUAAUCUAAUAUUAUUCUGGUGUACAGUUAAAUGUAUGUCUACUCAGAUUUGUGUACAGUAUGUAAAAACCCUGCAUAUCCCUCCAUGUCGUUUUGGGUGUCACGGUUACAUGAUUAUAUUCACUUUGUGAAGGAUUUGGUUUUAUUACGCGGUGUAUGUACUGUUAAAAUAACAUCGUCUUAAAUCGUCAUAUUUCAUGUGUGAUCUUUCAGUGUAAUAAGUUAUUCAAAAUACUCAGUCUAAUAUACGUACUCAGCUUGCCACGUUUCCGGCUUGACCCUACUCUAUAUGUUAAUAUAAAUGUACCACGAAAGGUGAGUUCUGGUAAAGAUCAAAAAUAAAUUUAUGAGCCUAUUCAUUUUUCGAAUAUCAGUUUGGAAGAACAUUGCGGUGGCAAUAUAUCCCUAAAAAGAUUCACUUUGAAAAUGCCCUAUUAUUCGAAAGGUGACAAGAAAUACCUGAAAAGACUGAACCAAAAGGCUUGCAUGAAUAUACUUAUUUCUUUGUGCGACGCAUGUGAAUGAUGUGAUCAUCAACAAUCCUGAGGUAUAUAAUUAUAUCUUCAUUUUUAACAUUUAAAACUUCCAAGUAGGCCUAAUACUACUAAUAAAUCUAGAUUUUCAGAGCUGAAUAUUUUUUCUUCGCGCCUUUGCAUAUAUUGUCAUUAUCCCGGUCUUCGGAUUAAUUCACACACACGGCAUGGAGUCUUUUUACAUAUAUUUGUAUUAUCCCGGUCAUCGGAUUUAUUCAUGCAAACAGCAUUACACAUUGUGGACAAUUCCACUCCAUGCUGUGCAUUCCAACAUAUGGUCACCGUGAAGGUAUAUGACAAUGUCUAUCACAAAGGUUUUCGUCAUCCUACCGAGUCCCCAUUUUUUCCUGGGUAUAUAUAGAGUGGUGAAGUGUGACGUCAUCAUUUUUUUUUUUUUUUUUUUA